Molecule: messenger RNA, 1636 nt
Organism: Bursaphelenchus xylophilus (pine wood nematode)
Lineage: Eukaryota; Metazoa; Nematoda; Chromadorea; Rhabditida; Aphelenchoididae
Source: the annotation of a GenBank genome assembly
AUGUAUGGUUCGUACGGGGAUGUCCAAGGUAUGUGAUCAAUUUAGCAUAAAAAUUAUGACGUAAAAGCUAGAGCUGCGCCUGAGAUAGCCUGAUGUUAUAUUACACUGGGGAUCAAUAAGAUAACCGGCCCAUGAAACCCGUUUUAUUUUCAGAAAACCAAGAGGCCGUUUAUUCGUUGUUUAUGAAAGCCCAUAAAUGUUAUGAUUUGAUCCCCACCUCCUCGAAAUUAGUCGUCUUCGACACCGAACUUCCCGUUUCCAAAGCCUUCUUUGCUCUUGUAUAUAAUGGAGUUCGAGCAGCACCGCUUUGGGACUCGACAAAUCAACAGUUUGUGGGAAUGUUGACCAUCACGGACUUUAUCCAGAUUUUGUACAAGUAAGUUUCGGUUUAAUUUUUUCUGAGAAGUUUUAGUGAGAUUUUUGGAUAUUAAGGAUAUUGUUUCAGAUAUUACAAGAAAGACGCAGUGAGCGAUGGAAUCAAAGAAUUGGAACAGCAUAAGAUAAGUACCUGGAGGAAAGUGUUCGAAGAAGAUGGACAUCUCAAGAAAAUGACGUACAUUGAUCCAUCAGAAAGGUAAAAUUGAGCUUUGUUUUAUGUUUUAGGAAAUAAAAUUGUUUGCCGUAUCUUAUGAAAUGGUUUUCAGUCUUUACAAGGCCGUAGAAAUGCUCUGCGAACACAAAAUCCAUCGACUUCCGGUGCUGGAGCCAUCUUCGGGCGAUAUUUUAUACAUCCUCACACAUAAACGCCUCAUCAAAUUCUUGUUUUUAUAUGUAAGUCGAGUUUGUUUUUAUUUUUGUUGUCUAUUUUAGGUGUAAAGAAAAGUUAUGUCGGUUUUUUUCAGUUAAACGACCUUCCCCGGCCGCCUUUUAUGGACAAAACGCCGAAGGAGCUGGGCAUUGGCUCAUGGGGCGAAAUCUGCACGAUCUCCAAGGAUACUUCGCUGAUCGAAGCCCUAAAAAUUUUCCUUGAAAAACGGGUAUCCGCAUUGCCGAUAGUCGACGAAGAUGGAAGAGUAAGUAACUUAUAUUUCUAGAAGGGAAAAGGUUAGAGUAAAAACCGAAUGUACGAUUUGGCUUUGAAUAAACUGACUAUUAAAAAUUUUCUUUCAGGUGGUUGAUAUCUACGCCAAAUUCGAUGCCAUCAAUCUCGCAGCGGACAAAACUUACAAUGACCUCGAUGUAACAGUCAGCGACGCGCUCAAACACCGAUCCGACGUAUGUUUUUCUUUUUUGUGUUGUUUCUGAUAUGUAGGAGAUGCUAGUGGGUUCGAUUUGGCAUGAAAUUCCAAGCACAAGCCUCGUAUUUGAACAAAUUGCAAGUGUUUUUUUAUGUUGUGAUAUAAAACCAAGUACAACUUAAAACUUUCAGUGGUUCGAAGGCGUACGGACCUGCUCGGUUUCGGACUCCAUUGCUCAAGUCAUCGACACACUGGUCAAGGUUGAAGUGCAUCGUCUGAUCAUUGCGGACGACGACCAGAAGGUGGUCGGCAUCAUCUCUUUAUCAGAUAUCCUCAAACAUUUAAUCAUCGAACUCCCCAAAAUGGCCGAGUCCCCCAUCGAUGAGCUCAUCACCGAACCCAUCAAGGCUGAUCCCAUCCAAGAAGCCGAAAUCGAAUCUACACCUGAAGUUGCUUAA